Molecule: messenger RNA, 5159 nt
Organism: Hippocampus comes (tiger tail seahorse)
Lineage: Eukaryota; Metazoa; Chordata; Actinopteri; Syngnathiformes; Syngnathidae
Gene: ahdc1
Product: AT hook, DNA binding motif, containing 1
Exons: 5
Coding region: 265-4413 (1382 amino acids)
Source: RefSeq, a predicted model, not a curated record
CCCACACUCAUUCCCCCGUCCCACAGCGCACGGCGUCUCCCGCUCUCAGCUACUAUGGGCCAUGUAAAGAGCAGAAGGGAUGUGGCUGGACAGAGCCAAAGUGUGCGAGUUGCUGCUGUUGCUGCUGCUCCUGCCCACUGCAGUAUUGAUGACCCAAUGAUCCCCUGCAGAACUCCGCCAGCCGGGCAGACAGAGUGAGGUUUUUAAAUCUUGGCAAGCUGCAGAGGACAUCCAAAUCAAGGCCCACUCGAGCAUGUCCACUGGAUGAGUGUUCUGUCCGCACAUUUGCACACUGGACAAACUGUGGGCAGCGGAACAGAAAAAGCCUACGUUGGCGAAGGGCCUGAACCUUGGCCCACAGGGCCCCUGGCUCACGAUGACCUACUGCCGGUGACCGCAGACCCUUCCUCCGCAGCCCCCACGCUGGCCAACGGCGUUCACCUGCAGCACAGGGGCGGGCAUCGCACCUACCCACCAAGGCGGGCAGCGACUGGCGCGGUACCACCGGAAAGCAUGCAAACACGCAUCGACACACAGAGCCUUUCUAAUGCCAGUUUGGACUCUUGUGGCUCCGUGCGGGCCCAACAGUCCAAAACCCUAAGCCAGACGUCACCUCUGUCCUUGUCUUUAGCGCUUGGCAAUCAUCCGACUUCCGCUAAUCAGGCGCCGGGGCGGACCCUCGCUUCAGAAAUGGAGAUACCUGCAAAUGUUUGUCCCAGCACGAGCUCGUCGCCUCUCAUUGUGGAGGCCGAGAGGAAGUAUGCGCUGCGCAGCUCCGGGCGUUCCCGUUUCCCCUGUCAUGUGCGCAAAUCCUCCCGCCUACGCCGAAUGCCGGAGGACAGCAAGAGGAGAGCGGAGAAGGAGAGAGCAGAUGAGGAGGCGGUCGACAGUUCUGAUGAGAAUAUCUGGAGGGUUAAAGAGGAGCAGGUGGAGGAAGUGGUCCCGAAAAAGGCGCAACCAUCCACGGAGACGAUCAUCCCCGCAGCUCCCAGCCCUGCAGACGUUCCUCUUGCACUAACCGUCCCCAAACCCAUCCCCAAAGCGCCUCCAAAAACUGGACCCAGACUCGGGCACAGACCUGGACCUAAAUCUCGCUCUAGGCCUGCUCCCAAGUCAGUCCAGAAACCUGGUCCGAAAAGUGUCAUGAGACGGCGUUUGGCAGCACAAGCUGCCUUGCAAUGUGGUGCCACUUAUCGCCCACCGCCCCCCAUACCGGUGCCACUCGUGAAAAAGGACCUGGAGAUUUUCUCUCCCAAUGGCCGGAGGUGUGGACGUUUUGUCGGAGUGAGGAAGAUCGUGGUCAAGGUGGCUCGCAUUCCUGUCAACCUUGGACGGCGACAGAAAAGCUACAAGAUCUCCAAUUUGGAGACAAUCAGGGCACCGGAAAAGGGGAAUGGCGGUACUGCGGAGGGCCCGCAGGUGGUUAAGGAGCCAACGGCGCUCCUCCGCAUGAAGAACAACGGCAAGAGCGUCAUUGUCAUGUUCCCACCCGGAGAACUGCCUCUUAUUGUUAAACGCAGGCGAGGGCGACCGCCCAAACAGCCGUUGCUCAUGAUAGCAGGGGAGGGCCCCGCUCCUUGUGGCGACGGAGACCAGCUCAAGAAGCCUCGGAAGAGGCGGCGGCCCAAACUCCCUUGCCCCUAUCCGUCAUACGGGGACGCAAAUGACGUGAAGACCGAGUAUGGGGAUGUCCUAUCGAAACUGGCUUUUUUGAACCAUCAGCCGCCCCCCACUGGCCAAUGCUCCCCCCACCGCUGCUGGACACCCAGCGAUUCGGAAAGUUUCCAUACCGCCUCAGAAAACCCGGCAAUAUCCACCCUUCUACAACGGCUCACUGGGUCCAGGCGGCCUCGGGGCAGUAGAGGAAGGGGUGCCGGAAGGGGCGGGGGUGCUGCACAGGGUGUCGAGGACAGCGAGCACAAUAACAGCACCUUCUGUGAGUUCUUUGGCAAAAAGCGCAAACCCAGCACCCUCUCUGAGCACGGAUUACCAAGAAAAAGGGGGAAGGGUGUCGGGGGUGUCGGUAGAGGAGGGGGUGUGGUCGGAACCGAGCCCGGAGGGGAGAAAACCGUUAGAAAGAGGCGAGUGAGGAAAAAUGGCGCAUUGAAAGGCGAAGGGGUUUGCCUGGGACAGGAAUGGCCCAAUGGUUCUGGGGGGUGGGGGGAAGAGGACGCUGAAAAAUGCUACCAGAUCUGCGGAUCCACAAGGGGGGGCAUUUCCUCCUGCGAGGUCGGCAGGAGAGGCGCCUACGGCCGCGGAAGCAGAGGGGUCCGGCAAGCCAGGGACGAUUCACAAAGUCUGUUUGCGGGCUAUUUCCGAUCCUUGCUGGACUCUGAUGACUCAAGCGAACUUUUGGACAUCUCGCAAUCAGAUGUACGGAAAGCUUCAUCCGGUCACAGUUACGAACCAUCCGGCCAAGCGACCGCUCACCGGUGGUCCCCGGCCAUGUCGAAAUGGGGAGCCAGCGGUGCAAGUUCUGCAGCGGAUGCUCCCGUGCAGACACACUGUUCCUCUGCCGGGCCUCCUUACAACUAUGCCAGCCAGACUCAAACAUCCCCCACCAUUUGCACCUAUCCAAAAUCCAGUCUUUCGUCCCUCUCGCAGUCUCCCAGUUCCCCCCACCCUGCUGGCUAUGGCCACUACUCUCCCGCCUAUGCUGCCUCUUCUUGUGGAGGGCCCCAGAGAUCCUCGGAGUGCAGUUUUUCCCAUAGCAGCGGUGGCAAGACCGGAGUUAACGACCGUGGUCAGGUGGGCUUCUCCGGCUACCAAGCAGGGGCCAGGAAGGGCUAUGGUGGAAGUCCCGCCCCAGGCCCCACGUCACCAGGUGGGGGUUACAUGACGGUGGCCAAAAGCAGCCCCUUUAGCUCCUCCUCCUCACCAGAGUGUUACAAACAGUACAACAGCAACCAGUGGAGCUUCAGACAAAGUUGCGGCGGAUGGUCAGCGGACAAUUGUGGGCCUCACGCUUACAACGAAUAUGGUUCCAAUGAACCAAAGAACAUCUUGGACAUCUCCAACUACACCCCGCAGAAGGCCAAGAGGCCCCCUUUCCCAGAGAGUCUCUCAGAGUCUUCCUCCGACUCCUCGCAUCCCGGCUCAGGAGCAGCUGGAAGCGGACCUCCUUCCAUGGGGGGAAUCUUCAAGCAGAGUGAAACGGCCAGCGGGGAAGGGGCUCAGUCCAGUCUGUCCAGCCUGGAAAAACUGAUGAUCGACUGGCACGAGAGUGCUUCGGCGCCAUCCUACAACUGGAGCCAGAACGUCCUCUUCCAGGGCGGCGGGACCAGCAAGCCCGGCCGGGGGCGCAGGAAACGGACUGAACAGUCGGAAAAAGAAGGGGGCUCUGUUUUACACUCGGAUUCCCCAUCCAGUCCUUCACCAACACUCACUACUAAGCGGGGAGGGUCCGGAGGACGUGGCCGAGGGUCCAGAGGAGGCAGAGGGGGCUUGUCCGGGAGCUCGAGAGAGCGUCUUUCGGGAUCCAAAGGCAGGGGGAAAACUUCUUCAGGUCUAGAGGCUUCUGGCUUAUUCCAGGAGGGUCUGGACUACUACAGCGGGGACAGUAGCAGCCUCUCUCCCUUGGCCACUCCCAAUUCCGCACCCCCUUCCAACUACCUCCAGGAUCCCUGCGAGUACCCCUCCCCUUAUUCUGCCCACCCCUCCACGCCAUCUUCUGAGGAGCGAUAUCCAGCCUUGUACCCCGGGGAGUCCUCCUGCUCCAUGUCACCCAGUGUGUCUUCUCCCUCUUACCCCUCCAAACCCCAGUCCUACCACCUUGUUCCCCCCAGAAACUUCUCCCCAUCCUGCUCCCCUCUACCACGGGUAACACCCCACUGCAGCUCUGCAAUGAGCCCCUCAUACCGUCCCCCUCCUAAAGAAGUGCCGUUCUCCCAGUACGAUUCCCCCAGUUACUGCAGCUCGCCCUACUGGUACGGACAAACGUCGCACAGCAGCUCCCCCAGCCCGAGUACCCACCCACACACGAGUCCGCACGGCAACACCCACGGGAACCUGCUGGCAAACCCAAACGCGCACAUGAACCCACCUCCUCACGACCCGCAGCAGCAUCACCUGAGCCCCCACGUCAAACCCUACGCAGGCAACACCCUCGCUCACACCCACGCCAACAAUCAGUCUCAUCACUCAGCACAGGCCGCCGCCCACCCGGCACCCUCGCUCUACGACGACGGCGGUGCCGCGGCUGCCCACAAGCAGGAGCUGAUGUCGCGCCAGGGCCUCCUGACACCACCGCCAUACUCCAAAAGCGCACUGGAGGAUGACUCCGGCAUUUACUCACUGUCCCAGUUUUCCUGCCAAGCCAUGGGGCACCGCUACCCGUCAUCGCAGGGAGGCGGGGUGCUGUGCCAGCUUCUGGACAAGGGCCACGAUGACGGCUUUAGCGUGACCAGCCUGUAACAGCAGGUGCGUUCAAUCUGCCCUUUUUUGAAGCAUUCGGGUUUUUUUUCCCCCUCGCUUUUGUACGCUUUGACUUUUUUGUGGAAGGCUGAAAAAGGUGAGAAUUUUUAGCUGCCAGCUUUUUGGGGGACAGUCGAGCUUUAAUUCUCCAGCAUUGACAAUCAAGAUCAACGUGCGAACACACCCGCAGACGCAUGUGCACAAAGAAUCAUAGCAAGUUGGACUCCAAACAGUCCCGCAUUUUCUUUUUUUUAAUUCACGUCGCUUUUUCUCUCCCCCACCUCGUUGUCCUUCCUCAACGUUCCCGCCUCUUGCCACUGUGCACGCUUUGAAAACGCCCGCCGUCGCCUCCUUGCGUGGACCACCCCCCCACCCCCUCCCCCGCUCUUCUUGAGACACCAGCAUCUGUACAUACUAUCUUACAUGCUGUCUGUUACUGUCUUAGUCCACUCAAAGGACCCAAAGAGUCGUGUCUGUGUGUGUUUGAGCGACUGCAGUCAAUGCAUGUAUGCGUGCGUGUGUGUGCCGGUGGGGUCCUGAACUAGUGGGCUUUCUUUCACUCUCUCCCUUCUCCUUUCUGUUCCGUGGUCUCGUUGUCGUCGUUUGGUGGGUUUUUUUGUGACGCGAAAUUUCCCUCCCAAAAAGCAAAGUUGUAUAUCUGUCCGUUACAUAUGUAUGUAUGUAUGUAUUUAUGUACCUGAGGUGCAAAAAUAUUGAAAUACACAUUCUGUUCUUGCCAUUGGUAA